CCCCAUUAUUGGUGUCAGUGGGAAGAAUCGUGCCCCAUCAUUAGUGUCAGUGGGAGGAAUAGUACCCCAUCAUUGGUGUCAUUGGGAAGAAACAUGCCCCAUCAUUGGUGUCAGUGGGAAGAAAAACGUGCCCCAUCAUUGGUGUCAGUGGGAGGAAUAGUGCCCCAUCAUUGCUGUCAGUGGGAAGAAUCGUGCCCCAUCAUUGGUGUCAGUGGGAGGAACAGCACCCCCUCAUUGGUGUCAGUGGGAGGAAUAGCGCCCCAUUAUUGGUGUCAGUGGGAAGAAUCGUGCCCCAUCAUUGGUGUCAGUGGGAGGAAUAGUGCCCCAUCAUUGGUGUCAGUGGGAGGAAUAAUGCCCCAUCAUUGGUGUCAGUGGGAGGAAUAGUGUCCCAUCAUUGGUGUCAGUGGGAGGAAUAGUGUCCCAUCAUUGGUGUCAGUGGGAAGAAUAG
This is a messenger RNA of Staurois parvus, 448 nucleotides long. The record is from the annotation of a GenBank genome assembly. Lineage: Eukaryota; Metazoa; Chordata; Amphibia; Anura; Ranidae.